Messenger RNA from Ahaetulla prasina, 3747 nucleotides. It is a transcript of the gene SENP2, whose product is annotated as SUMO specific peptidase 2. The record is from RefSeq and is a predicted model, not a curated record. Gene Ontology annotation, cellular component: nucleus. The transcript is spliced from 17 exons. Gene Ontology annotation, molecular function: deSUMOylase activity. Lineage: Eukaryota; Metazoa; Chordata; Lepidosauria; Squamata; Colubridae. Gene Ontology annotation, biological process: protein desumoylation. The coding region runs from base 145 to 1830 and encodes 561 amino acids.
GCUAUCUCCAACUGCGCGGGACCGAGCGAGGGGAAUGUUUCCAAAAAGGGCCUCUCUUCAUCUCGGUGAUGAGGGAAGGGCUUUCAUUAUUUAGUACGUGCCGUCUGUGACGUAUUUCCGGCCUGGCCGUUGAGGCCGGGGCCUAUGUACAAGUGGUUCUGUGAGACUCUGCGUUCUUGGGUAUCCUCACCUUCCUGUCACCGGGAUGUGGAGCCUCCUUUACCUCGACCGCGGAAGAGACGGUAUCGCAGUUCUCAGUCAUAUUUAGAAGAACCUGAUCAGGAGCAAGCAAAAAGACAAAAACUUGAUAUUUUUGGCAUACUAACUCAAGGAAUUGUCAGUCUGAUUAAGCUACCAUCCCACUUAACAGCUAAGUAUCUUAAAGCUGGAGAUCAAUAUGCUGAAACUACAAAAGAGUUUCUUUCAAAUGCUUCUGAUGCCUUGGCUGACAAGCAGAUGCAACCUAACUGUGAGAUGCAGGUGUGUAACUUUGAUAAAAAAGCAAGUUAUGGUACCUGUAUUCAUCCAGAUGUAGCACCUGACUUUCAUAUUCCUGUGACUUAUAUGAGAGAUGACUUUAGUUUCAAAAACAGUAAUAAGAAAAAUCAUAAUGUGCUUCAAGAGGAUUUGCGGCCAUGGAGACAUAUUACUCGCAGACAUUCAUUAGAAGCUUCUGCUUUAGAGACUGGAAGGUAUCUAAGGAAACCUCAUCAUACUGUGGAAGAGGCAAUUCAAAGACUGGAGCAAGAGAAAUACAAAGAACUACUCAAGCAAGAAAAAGAAAAGAGUCUUAAAAUUCACCCUUCUGGUGCAAUAGCAAAAUACCAUGAUAUCCAGGAUUAUGCCACUGGAUCCUUAAAGUUUGAUCUCAUCCCUUCAUCUGAAAUGCCAAGAAACGGAAUCAAAAACUUUGGUCACUUGGGCUCUAAAAAUGAUAUGGGCAGAUCAUUAGCAAUAGCAAAGAGAACAACAGAACAUGAAAAGGUAUUCGAACAGAAAAAAGAGAGGUCCAUGCAGCCUUUGAUGGGAAAUGAUCUAUCCGAAGAAGUAUCGCUUAGAUUAAGCCUGGUCCAGAAAGAAUCGUCAUGCAGAAGACGUUCUCUGGUUGAAAUAAGAGAAAAGUAUCUGAGUUUGGAAAAGGCUACAGAGUGCUUCCCUGAGUUUACAAAGGAUAUGGAAAAAGAGAUAGCAAAUGCUCUGAGCUAUGGUCAAGAUGAUGAGAUUUUGACUAGCGCCUUCAAGCUGAAUAUUACGCGAAGAGACAUUCAAACACUAAGAAACCAGCACUGGCUCAACGAUGUGGUCAUUAAUUUCUAUAUGAAUCUUCUGGUUGAGAGAAAUAAAAUGCAAAGAUUUCCAGUACUUUACGCUUUCAGUACUUUCUUCUAUUCCAAGCUAAGUUCUAUGGGUUAUAAUGCAGUAAAAAGAUGGACCAAAGAAGUUGACUUAUUCCAGCAUGACAUAAUCUUGGUGCCUAUUCAUAUCAGACUACAUUGGGCAUUAGUGGUUAUAGAUUUGAGGAGAAAAACUAUCAAAUAUUUUGAUUCAAUGGGACAAAAUGGCAUCAGGAUCUGCAUGAGAUUGUUACAAUAUCUGCAAGAGGAAAGUAAAGCAAAAAAAAACCUGGAUAUUAAUGUUUCGUCUUGGACACUUUACAGUAUGAAGCCUCAUGAAAUUCCGCAGCAAUUAAAUGGCAGUGACUGUGGAAUGUUUACUUGCAAAUUUGCAGAGUUUGUUUCUAGGGAUAAACCCAUUGCAUUUACACAGUUUCACAUGCCUUAUUAUCGAAAAAAAAUGGUAUGGGAAAUUCUUCAUCAGCAGUUGCUAUGAUGCCAGACCACUGUUAUCGUUCACGUGCAUAAAACACCAUCCGGUUAUACAAAUGACUUGUAUCCAUUUAAAGGCAAAGGUUCAAAAUACUCUCUUGGCUAAGCUUCAUUUCUAGAGAUGGGAGUUAUCCAGAAGUAUAAUAGAAGCUUUUCCUUGAAGAUUUCUUUCUUGAAGUUUUCUUUCCAAGGAGAAAAAAAAUUUGGAGGCAGGCAGGAAUCUGGCAGAGUAUUUUUAAGUAGACCGAUGCUUAGUUUUUGGAUGAAUAUGACCUAUGUGACAUGAAAAAGAAAUAUACAUAUAUUGCGAUUUUCCAAAGAAUGCCAGAUUGUCUAUGGUUUCAAUGCCGAUUGGAUUCAAACUUAUACCUGCUUAUAAGUAAUGCAAUUGUAGUUGUAGCUGAUUUGCCCAUUAAUUUUAACUGAUCUACUCCAAUCAAAAUACAAUUUGGACUCGCCCUUUGAUUGUAAGCAAAAAGCAUGCUUUUUGAGCUUUAUUUUUGAAGUUUUAUUGUAUACUUGUGUUGGGGCAUUUGGUCUGGAAUCUACGACUGUAUUUUGCAGGCAGUGAAAGGAGUGUGCUUACUCAUAGUAUGUUCCUGAGUUUAUAUUUUCAUAUAACUGGAUCUUAGUGAUACUGAAAAAUGGAAAAUUCUGUUUGAUUUGUAACAAAUCCAUUGUAAAAGCCCUAGGUGGGAAUUAUUCUUUAUUUAAAAAUUAAAAUGUUGUAUGAGACUAUUUAUUUGUAUUCUUGUAUGUGUUGGAUAUGUGUUGGAAUUUUAAGAUAGGUUAACUAAAAUGGAAAUAAACAUCUAGUAAAAAUGAUAUAAUUGAUGUGACUUUCAUUGCCUUUUCUGUUUUUCCAACUGUUUUAUGCUGCCAUGUAUGUAAUAUGGGUGAGGAAUAGCAAGAUUAAUGAUUUUCUGUUUCACAAUGACAGUCUUAAUUCCUUCAUUACUGUCAAGCUUUUUAGGCUAAAUGUUAAGUUUGUGCACAAUGUUAGGCUACUCACUUUAGAGCUGAGGCACAGAAAAACAAGCAUUCUCAUGCCACAUAAAGGAAGCUUUCUUUUAAUAAACACCUUACCAUGGAAUUAUGCUGUAACAAAUAAUUGCGGGCCGGUUAUAUAUACUGUUUUGAAAGCUUAAUCAUAACCUAUUUGUAAAGUAACAAAUCAUAAUUAUGGCUGCUUUCCAUUGCUUUGGAAAGUACAUAGUCCUCCACCUAUGACCACAAUUGAGCCCAGAAUUUAUGUUGCUAAGUGAAAAAUUUGUUAAGUGAGUUUUGAUCCAUUUUAUGACUUUUCUUGCCACAUUAAAUGAAUUGCUGCAGUAGUUAAAUUAGUAAUGCAGUUGUGUAGUGAAUCUGGCUUCCCCAUUGACUUGGCUUGUCAGAAGUUCACAGAAGAUGGUCUCAUGAUCCCAGGACACUGCAACCGUCAUAAAUAUGAAUCAGUUGUCAAGCAUCCAAAUGUAAAUCACAUGACUGGGGAUGCUGCAACAAUCAUAAGUGAAAAAUGGUCAUGUCACUUUUUUCGAUAGUGUUGUAACUUCAAACGGUCACUAAAUGAACAGUUGUAUGUUGACUACCUGUAAUAUUAGUUGCCCAGUUUUCUAUUUUCUAUGCAUGGUAUUUCACCUCACUUGCCUUAUAAUAGACUACAGUGGACAAUCAGCAAAUGGAGUUAAUAUUGAAGACCUGACUUCUGUUAAACAGAGAUGACAAUGCAGAUAUGUUUACAGGAAGUAACUUUAUUAUAAAGUAAAGCUGUGUCCUGGGCAGAAUUAAAUCUUUUACUGUAGAAUACAUCAGGAAUGGAACUGUGAUGAUUUGUGGGCCCUUGGUAAAAAUAUAUUCAAAGUUAAUUUAAAAAAACCUAUCCUCUCUAGAAAUAAAUUCUACUGGUGUGAUUAGCACUGGC